This is a messenger RNA of Phodopus roborovskii (desert hamster), 1068 nucleotides long. RefSeq names its product regucalcin (gene Rgn). The transcript is spliced from 6 exons. Gene Ontology annotation, molecular function: enzyme regulator activity; calcium ion binding; gluconolactonase activity. The record is from RefSeq and is a predicted model, not a curated record. Bases 120 to 1031 code for a protein of 303 amino acids. Lineage: Eukaryota; Metazoa; Chordata; Mammalia; Rodentia; Cricetidae. Gene Ontology annotation, biological process: L-ascorbic acid biosynthetic process.
AGGGCGGGUGUGGGAGCCCCGAGGCUCUCCUGGGGUCGGGGCCCGGGUGCUGACUCAGGCAGAGAACAGGGAUCUGUCCCAGCAGGCGCAGUUCAGCACCAGCAGACUUUGCUGGCUCCAUGGCGUCCCCCAGGGCCCAAAUCCAGGCCGUAGUCACCGAGAGGCACAGGAUGGGCGAGUGCCCCGUGUGGGAGGAGGCUACAGGGCAUCUGGUCUACGUGGACAUUCAUGCACAGACCGUGUGCCGCUGGGGUCCGCACAGCACUAAGGUGCAGGCAGUGCACCUGGGACACCAGGUCGGCUGCGUGGCCUUGCGCAGCCAGGACAAGGGCGGCUACGUGGUGGCCGUGGGCACCUGCCUGGGCCUCCUGGACUGGGACACCCAACAGGUGCAGUGGGUGGCUCAGCUGGACAGACAGAAACCCCACAACAGGUUUAAUGAUGGCAAAGUGGACCCCGCGGGGAGGUUCGUGGCAGGCACCAUGCCCGAGCCCUUGGCCCCUGGCGUGUGGGAGCCUGCCCAGGGAUCCCUGUACUCGCUGCAAGGGAACCACUCGGUGCUGCGGUUGGCCGACCGGCUGGGCAUCCCCAACGGGCUGGAUUGGUCGACUGACCAGCGUACAUUCUACCAUGUGGACAGCCUGGACUAUGCGGUGCAUGCAUACGACUAUGAUGUGCAGGCUGGCACCAUUGGGAACCGCCGGCUUCUGUUCCAGAUGCCGCGGGGGCGAGCCAUGCCUGAUGGACUGUGUGUGGAUAGCGUGGGGACGCUGUGGGUGGCCUGUAUCGACGGUGGCAAGGUCAUCCGCCUGGAUCCGCAGACAGGGUCGUGUCUGUGCACUGUGGACCUGCCGGUGACUAGGGUCACGUCCUGCUGUUUCGGGGGCCCCGACUACUCGGAUCUGUAUGUGACUUCGGCAGCUGAUGGGUUAAGCCUGGAACAGCUGCAGCGGGAGCCCCAGGCUGGACACGUGUUCAAGGUCUCUGGCCUGGGUGUGCGUGGCCGAGCAUGUUUCCCCUUCCUGGGCUAAGGCUGCUUGCUCAGCUGCGUUUCCCAGAAGGAUAUGG